AGCAGUUGGUGCUGCUCCUCAGCGAGCCCUGGCACGAUGCCUUUCCAGCAGGGCUCUGCCCGGACGCGGCAGCGCACCGUCCUUCUGGUGGGGAUCGCGGUCCUGCUGGCCGCCCUCGUCCUCGCCGUGGUGCUGGCCUCCGUCCUGACUCACGGGGAGCGAGAGCUCAGCCCCCAAAUGCUGAAGUGGAAGGACAGAGGGACCACUAGGAACCUGCAGGAAGUCAUCCUGGGAAGAUGUUAUAACUACAUCACGGCACGGUACCCUGAACUGGGCAGAGAUAAGGAUUGCCUAGAAAUAUGGGAAUCAUUAAAACAUGCGUUCAUUUACAAGAACCCCUGUAAUAUUACAUCAGAAGAUUAUCAGCCUUUAAUGGAGUUAGCGAGUCAUCCUAUACCCUGUAACAAGUCACUGUUUUGGAGCAAGACAAGUGACCUCGCUCAUCGUUAUACAAAAUCCAAUCAAAAUUUCCUUACCUUGGAGGACACCUUGUUGGGUUAUAUGGCUGAUAGGGUUUCAUGGUGUGGAGACCCCUCUGCCCCAGGAAUCAACUAUGAAUCCUGUCCAAAACGAAGUGAAUGUGAGAGCAAUCCUAGCUCUGUGUUCUGGAAAAUGGCAUCCAAGAUGUUUGCAGAAGCAGCAUGUGGUGUGGUUCAGGUGAUGCUCAAUGGAUCAGUAGAAGCUGGGGCUUUCAGAAGCAGCAGCAUAUUUGGAAGUAUUGAGAUCUUUAACCUAAAUCCAGAUAAAGUCUCUGCAGUACACAUUUGGCUUAUGCAUGACAUCGGUGGACCUCAAAGUGAAUCCUGCUCAGGUCAUUCCAUAAAGAGGUUAAAAAGCAUCUUAGAAGAGCGAAACUUUAAGAUCACCUGUGAAGACAAUUACAGGCCAGUUCAGCUCCUUCAGUGUGUGCAUAAUCCUGACCACUCAGACUGCAGACUUUGCACCAACGCCACGGCAGCUCCAUGAAAUGCAGUCCUACACACUGCUGAGGACUCUCAUUAUUUGCAUGCAAAACUGGAAAAGAUGAGGUUACAUAGCUUAGAACGAUAAAUAGUAGUGUGGUGUGUACAGAGUCCAUAACCAGAAAUCCUUGCUGUGAUACUAACAACCAAAUAACAGGAGAUGAUACUUUAGGUGUGAUUACUGUACACACAUGCACACAAACAUUAUUUCAAAGGGGCCGGGGCAUGUUCAGUGGUUGAGGGCAGAUGGUUGCCCUUGUUUGCUCCCGCCUGUACAGCUCCCCUUGUGCCCACAGGCUCAGAGCAUGGUAUUCCCUGGGGCAUGCAUAGAGAAGAGAGAGACUUUCUGGCGGAGGCAGAGCUUGCCUGGCUCAGUGCUCUGCUACUUCCCUGCUGGAAGACUGGAUGGGAAGUGACUGGAGCAUGCUACACUCUCCCUGCA
Messenger RNA from Falco peregrinus (peregrine falcon), 1404 nucleotides. RefSeq names its product ADP-ribosyl cyclase/cyclic ADP-ribose hydrolase 1. Gene Ontology annotation, molecular function: phosphorus-oxygen lyase activity; NAD+ nucleosidase activity. Lineage: Eukaryota; Metazoa; Chordata; Aves; Falconiformes; Falconidae. Gene Ontology annotation, cellular component: plasma membrane. The record is from RefSeq and is a predicted model, not a curated record. The coding region runs from base 37 to 966 and encodes 309 amino acids. Gene Ontology annotation, biological process: positive regulation of B cell proliferation. The transcript has 8 exons.